Messenger RNA from Oncorhynchus nerka (sockeye salmon), 1040 nucleotides. RefSeq names its product guanine nucleotide-binding protein subunit beta-5a. The transcript is spliced from 9 exons. Bases 114 to 1040 code for a protein of 308 amino acids. Gene Ontology annotation, molecular function: signaling receptor complex adaptor activity; protein binding. The record is from RefSeq and is a predicted model, not a curated record. Gene Ontology annotation, cellular component: cytoplasm; heterotrimeric G-protein complex. Gene Ontology annotation, biological process: G protein-coupled dopamine receptor signaling pathway; G protein-coupled receptor signaling pathway. NCBI's taxonomy places the organism in Eukaryota, Metazoa, Chordata, Actinopteri, Salmoniformes, Salmonidae.
GCUGACGUCAUGAGAGCUGCAUCAGCUGUGAGCCCCUCGUCCUUAGCUUGCAAAAUAUACUCUCUCUUCUUUUUUUUUUGCUGCCCGCAUCUGCUCUGACAACGGGAAUAUAUAUGAUAUUUUCCACAAACCCUGAAAUGGCUACACAGGAGGUACAACCGAAUGAGACUCUCACCAACCUAAAAGCGGAAUCCGACACGUUGAAAACGAAGCUCGAGGACGAAAGAGCGAAGCUGCAUGAUGUUGAACUCCACCAGGUGGCAGAGAAGGUGGAUGGACUGGGCCAGUUUAUCAUGAAGACCCGGCGUACUCUGAAGGGACAUGGAAACAAAGUUCUCUGCAUGGACUGGUGUAAGGACAAGAGGAGGAUCGUCAGCUCAUCACAGGAUGGAAAAGUGAUUGUAUGGGAUGCCUUCACCACUAACAAGGAGCACGCAGUGACCAUGCCGUGCACCUGGGUGAUGGCCUGUGCCUACGCCCCCUCUGGAUGUGCAGUGGCCUGUGGUGGUCUGGACAACAAGUGCUCAGUGUACCCUCUGUCGUUGGACAAGAAUGAGAACCUGGCAGCGAAGAAGAAGUCUGUCGCCAUGCACACCAACUACUUAUCUGCCUGUAGCUUCACCAACUCAGACAUGCAGAUCCUGACGUCGAGCGGAGACGGAACCUGUGCAUUAUGGGAUGUGGAGAGCGGUCAGCUGUUGCAGAGUUUCCAUGGACACAGCGCUGAUGUUCUGUGUCUGGACCUGGCUCCUUCUGAGACCGGCAACACCUUCGUCUCUGGGGGUUGUGACAAGAAGGCCAAUGUAUGGGACAUGCGCUCAGGCCAGUGCAUUCAGUCCUUCGAAACCCACGACUCAGACAUCAACAGUGUCAGGUACUACCCCAGUGGAGAUGCAUUUGCCUCAGGUUCUGAUGAUGCCACAUGUCGUCUCUAUGACCUGAGAGCAGACAGAGAAGUGGCCAUUUAUUCCAAAGAGAGCAUCAUAUUUGGUGCCUCCAGUGUUGACUUCUCUCUCAGUGGUAAGAUACUGUAUUCAUGA